Messenger RNA from Osmia lignaria (orchard mason bee), 2706 nucleotides. It is a transcript of the gene eIF3b, whose product is annotated as eukaryotic translation initiation factor 3 subunit B. Gene Ontology annotation, molecular function: translation initiation factor activity; translation initiation factor binding; RNA binding. Gene Ontology annotation, biological process: translational initiation. NCBI's taxonomy places the organism in Eukaryota, Metazoa, Arthropoda, Insecta, Hymenoptera, Megachilidae. Gene Ontology annotation, cellular component: eukaryotic translation initiation factor 3 complex. The record is from RefSeq and is a predicted model, not a curated record.
AUCAGGAGUGGCAACCUUCCACACACUUGAAGUUACGACCAAGAAAUCUUGUGACUAUUUUUAAUUAAAAUUGCUUAUUUUCUGAGUUACCUUGAAGUUUGAUCUUCAAGCAGAUUAAUCGACACUUUUUUAAUCGUCUUAAUAUAUAAAUUACACACCACUUUGACCGAUUCCAUCAGGUUGCAUUAAAUGCAGAAAGGCAACUCGCAGCCAUUUUCAUUCCGUACCUCGUGCAUUUAGAGGUUUCCAAGAUGGCGAAGAAAACGGUAGCGGAUAAAACACCUCAAAACGAAGAUAAUAUUAAAAAUAACGACGAUAUACUAAACGAUGAUGAAGAACCGAAUUUCAGUGAUCCUGAGGGAUUUGUGGAUGAUAUCACCGAUGAAGAACUUCUUGGUGAUAUUUUGAAGCAAAAACCAUCAGAAACAGAUGGUGUAGAAUCGGUGAUUGUUAUCGAUGGAGUGCCCCAGGUUGAACCCGAAAGAUUGGAGAAACUUCAAUCUGUGAUCAGCAAAGUUUUAGGAAAGUUUGGCACAAUUGUAAAUCAAUACUAUCCUAAAAAUGAAAAUGGAUAUACUAAAGGGUAUAUAUUCCUAGAAUACAAUAACCCUGUUAAUGCUUUAGCAGCUGCUCAAUCUGUAAAUAAUUACAAAAUUGACAAACAGCACACUUUCAAAGUGAAUUUAUUUACUGAUUUCAAGAAGUUCGAAGAAAUCCCAGACGAAUGGGAGCCUCCAAAACCACAAGAAUUUAAAGCUGCAGCAGAUUUACACUAUUAUCUUUUAGAACCAGAUGCUUAUGAUCAGUAUUGUGUACUUUGUGGUAAUGGUUCUUCUGUUACUGUUCAGGUUUGGCAGAAUUCUGCCCCUGAACCAUCAUUGCUCGAAGAACGUGCUCGUUGGACGGAGACGUAUGUUAAGUGGUCUCCAUUGGGCACGUAUCUGGCAACAUUUCAUAAAUUGGGUGUUGCAUUAUGGGGUGGUCCUCAGUUUGUACAGCAAGCUAGAUUCAGUCAAAAGGGUGUCGAAUGUAUUGAUUUUUCACCUUGCGAGCGUUAUCUAGUAACGUACACUCCUCGAACUGACCUUGGUUCUGAUCAGAAACGUCUUGUAAUUUGGGAUAUUCUUACCGGUCAAGAGAAACGUUCCUUCUAUGCGGACGGCUCAUCGGUGUGGCCCAUCUUCCGCUGGUCGCACGAUGAUAAAUAUCUUGCUCGUAUGGGAGAAGAUAUUCUGAGCGUUUAUGAAACACCUUCAUUUGGAUUAUUGGAUAAAAAAAGUAUAAAAAUUCCUGGAAUCAGAGAUUUCAGUUGGUCUCCCACUGAUAACAUUCUCGCAUUCUGGGUACCAGAAGAUAAGGAUGUUCCAGCUAGAGUUACCCUUCUUGAGAUUCCAAAUCGAAACGAAACACGUAACAAAAAUUUGUUUAACGUAGCUGACUGUAAAAUUUAUUGGCAAAAGUCGGGAGAUUAUCUUUGCGUGAAAGUCGAUCGUUUCGCCAAACGUAAGGAAAAAACAGAACAAAAGUAUACGGGAAUGUCGUACAACUUUGAAAUCUUUCAUAUGAGGGAGAAACAAAUUCCAGUUGAUAGUGUAGAAAUAAAGGAACCCAUUCAUGCUUUUGCGUGGGAACCUGUCGGCAGUAAAUUUGCUAUUAUUCAUGGGGACAUUCCAAGUGUUAACGUUAGUUUUUAUGAAGUACGAUACGGCCAUCAGCCUGCACUUCUAAAAAAACUAGAGAAAAAGGCUUGCAAUCACCUGUUUUGGUCACCUUCCGGACAAUUUAUUGUCCUCGCGGGAUUGACAACCAUGGCAGGAGCUUUGGAAUUUAUCGAUACUAAUGAUUUUAUCAUCAUGAACUCAACCGAUCAUUAUCAAACUUCAGACGUAGAAUGGGAUCCUACCGGACGGUAUGUAGUGACUGCGGUCUCUAGUUGGAAAACUAGCGUUGAUAAUGGAUAUUGGAUAUGGACGUUCCAAGGUCGCAUCUUAAAGAGAGUUAAUCUUAAUCAAUUUAAUCAAUUGCUAUGGCGACCACGACCACCAACGUUAUUAACAGCGGAACAAAUUAAAGAAAUUAAGAAAAAUUUAAAGAAAUAUUCCGCGCAGUUUGAAAGCAAAGAUCGUAUGCGAUUGACACGUGCAUCAAAGGAACUGAUUGAGAAACGUUGUGCUGCGAUGAAAGCAUUUGAGGAGUACCGUUCAAAACGUAUUCAAGAAUGGAACAAUCAGAAAAAACGACGUUUAGAAUUACGCAGUGCUAUUGAUACCGAUGAAUUAGACUCUGAUUCCAAGAACGUAGAAGAAGAAGUAAUAGAAUUUUUCGUCAAAGAAGAAACAUUUGUCAUUGACGAUAAAUAAAACUUUGUGGACGAAGUUUUCCUGUCUGCCAUUUUUGGAAAUCUCUAGUGCAAAACCGAUCCAGUCAUUUGUGAAAAGUGUUAUCAAAGUAAUUAUCUCACGGGGCCGCAUUAACUGUGGUUCUUAAUAGUGAACUGAAAUGAUUGUUCUAAGUGGUUAUGAACAGUUUCUCUUAUACUAUUUCAGCACUUUAAUUGGAAUUGCUUCCAUUUUUUCGACGUUGCGUAUGAAACGUCGUAACCAUAGUACCAUAAAGUUUUAUCACGUUCCAUACAGGAUAGUAGUAUGUCAAUCAACAAAUAAUGAUUACCAAUAUAAAUAUAUACAACGUACCGUUUUAUUUAAC